CCAGGGUUAGAAGGAACCGGAGUGGGGCGUGGUCUCAGUGGGUGGGGCUUCCACUUGCUUAAAGUCUCCCGCCUUCCUGGCCUGACCAAGUGGUCUGGCCAGCUCUUUCCUCCGCAGCCAUGUCGUGGUCUCCGCUCCUACCAUUCUCCCUUCUGCUUCUGCUGUUCCUACUCGAGGUUCCCAGAGCAGCCACUGCGUCCCUGCCGCAAGCGUCCUCCGAGGGUGCAGCCACCUGCAAGACCCACGACCUGUGCCUCUUUGGGCCACGCCCGUUGCCCCCUGAACCACCUGUCAGAGUGAGCCUGUAUUAUGAGUCCCUGUGUGGAGCCUGUCGCUACUUCCUCGUCCGAAAUUUGUUCCCAACUUGGCUGAUGACUAUGGAAAUAAUUAACAUCACCCUGGUGCCCUACGGAAACGCACAGGAGAGAAAUCUCAGCGGUACGUGGGAGUUCACAUGCCAACACGGGGAGCUGGAGUGUAGACUGAACAAAGUGGAGGCCUGUCUGCUGGAUACCCUGGAAAAGGAGGCGGCGCUUCUAACCAUCGUCUGUAUGGAGGCGAUGGAGGAUAUGGAGAAGAAACUCGGACCGUGCCUGCAGGUGUAUGCUCCGGAGGUGUCACCAGAAAGCAUCAUGGAGUGUGCCACCGGAAAACGGGGCACACAGCUUAUGCACAAGAACGCCCAGCUCACAGAUGCCCUACAGCCACCUCAUGAGUAUGUUCCCUGGGUGCUGGUCAAUGAGAAACCUUUGAAGGACCCCAGCCAACUUCUGAGUUUAGUCUGUCAGCUGUACCAGGGAAUGGAGAAGCCAGACAUCUGCUCCUCCAUGGCCGACCCCCCCAGGAAGGUCUGCUAUAAGUGAAGGCCAUGGUCCCAAGCAAACCUGCCCAGCUUGUUCAGACUGAGAACCUGUAAGAAGUGCCACCGAGCCAGGAAAGAGCUGCACAGGUCCCACGAAACCCAGGCUCAAAACUUCUCAGAGUCAAGAAUCUUGCCUUAUUUUUAAAUGGUGCUACAUUUAAAUUCAUUGAAUAAAUCAUCUAUAUUGCUGU
Molecule: messenger RNA, 1053 nt
Organism: Arvicanthis niloticus (Nile rat)
Lineage: Eukaryota; Metazoa; Chordata; Mammalia; Rodentia; Muridae
Gene: Ifi30
Product: IFI30 lysosomal thiol reductase
Cellular component (GO): lysosome
Molecular function (GO): oxidoreductase activity, acting on a sulfur group of donors, disulfide as acceptor
Source: RefSeq, a predicted model, not a curated record